Messenger RNA from Lepisosteus oculatus (spotted gar), 910 nucleotides. The record is from RefSeq and is a predicted model, not a curated record. Lineage: Eukaryota; Metazoa; Chordata; Actinopteri; Semionotiformes; Lepisosteidae.
CUGAGAGGUGAAGCAGCCUCAUCGCCCAGCUCCGGCCCACGUCCUGUCCUGUCCAGUCCAGUCCGCUCCGUCUCCGCGCUGCACGGGCUGUGGGCCCGACCUCCUCGCCGCACGGCGCCGACCUGUGACCCUGCUGCCCCGAGAGCGAUGGAGACGCGCAGGCUGGCAGCACCCUCCCGGUGAGUCCGCGUGCGCAGGAGAGGGCAUGAGCGCCCUCCUGCUGCUGGCCCUGGGUCUGCUGGCCCCUCCCGGGGGUGCCCUGCAGCCUGCCCGCGUCCCCCUCGUGCCUGGCCAGCCCUUUCUGGUGCUGUGGGGGAUCCCCGACUCCUUGUGCGAGGGGCGCCCCGACCCCAGCGCCUUUGGCAUGCUCAGCAACGGCUCGGCGGGCCAGUUUGUCGUCUUCUACCGGGACGGCCUGGGGCUGUACCCCUACUAUGACCCCCAGAACCAGCCCGUGGCGGGGGGGCUGCCCCAGCACACCAGCCUGGACAUGCACCUGCUGAAAAUGGACGCCGACGUGACCUCCGCCCUGCCCUGGCCCGACUACCGCGGCCUGGCCGCCAUCCACUGGGAAGACUGGGCGCCGCUCUGGGGCCGCAACUGCGGCAAGAAGGAGAUCUACCGGGAGCAGUCCCGCUCCCUGCUCCGGCAGUUCUUCCCCGACUGGGCUCCCGCGGAGCUGGACAAGUGGGCUCAGGCUGACCUGGUCCACACCAUCGGAGAGAGCGCCGCCCUGGGGGCCGCGGGCGCCGUCGUCUGGGAGAAGUUCUUCUCCACCAAGACCCAGAGGGGCUGCUGGGAGCUGGCGGACUACGUGCGCGGCGUGCUGGGGCCCUACGUGGUGAACGUGACCACGGCGGCGCGGCUGUGCGGCGAGGGGCUGUGCCAGGGCAGGGGCCGGUGUGUGCGG